UUUCCUUGUGCUGCAUCGUGAGAGGAACGGGGAGGAUCGGUCUCUCCGUACAAUCCACAUCCAUCCACCUGCACAGGUGACUUUAAACUUAGCCAUCAUGACGGAGCAGAUGACCCUAAGGGGUACCUUAAAGGGCCACAGCGGAUGGGUCACCCAGAUUGCCACGACACCACAAUUUCCCGACAUGAUUCUGUCUGCUUCUAGGGACAAGUCGGUCAUUAUGUGGAAGCUGACCCGAGAUGAGACCAACUAUGGCAUCCCCCAAAGGGCCCUGAGAGGACACUCGCACUUUGUGAGUGAUGUUGUGAUCUCAUCUGAUGGUCAGUUUGCCCUGUCUGGGUCAUGGGACGGCACCCUGCGGCUGUGGGACCUGACAACUGGCACUACAACACGUCGCUUUGUUGGCCAUACUAAAGAUGUUUUGAGCGUGGCCUUCUCUGCUGACAACCGUCAGAUUGUGUCUGGAUCCAGAGAUAAGACCAUCAAGCUGUGGAACACACUGGGAGUGUGCAAGUACACCAUCCAGGAUGAGAGCCAUUCCGAAUGGGUGUCUUGUGUCAGAUUCUCCCCAAACAGCAGCAACCCCAUCAUUGUGUCCUGCGGUUGGGAUAAAAUGGUCAAGGUGUGGAAUCUUGCCAACUGCAAGCUGAAGACCAACCACAUCGGCCACACUGGCUACCUGAACACAGUGACCGUGUCUCCUGAUGGUUCCCUCUGUGCCUCUGGAGGAAAGGAUGGUCAGGCCAUGCUGUGGGAUCUGAAUGAGGGGAAACACCUGUAUACUCUGGAUGGUGGUGACACCAUCAAUGCUCUUUGCUUUAGCCCCAACCGCUAUUGGCUUUGUGCUGCCACUGGCCCCAGCAUCAAGAUCUGGGACCUGGAGGGUAAAAUCAUUGUUGAUGAGCUGAAACAGGAGGUUAUCAGCACCAACAGCAAAGCCGAACCCCCACAGUGCACCUCUCUGGCCUGGUCUGCUGAUGGACAGACUCUCUUUGCUGGCUACACCGACAACCUGAUCAGAGUGUGGCAGGUGACCAUUGGAACCCGAUAAAAGGACUUACUAAUGCAAGCUGUUCAAUAAAACCAUUUGUUAAAUAGCUUUAAA
Messenger RNA from Trichomycterus rosablanca, 1105 nucleotides. RefSeq names its product receptor for activated C kinase 1 (gene rack1). The record is from RefSeq and is a predicted model, not a curated record. Gene Ontology annotation, molecular function: ribosome binding; translation regulator activity; protein kinase C binding. The transcript is spliced from 8 exons. Gene Ontology annotation, cellular component: cytosol; nucleus. The coding region runs from base 98 to 1051 and encodes 317 amino acids. NCBI's taxonomy places the organism in Eukaryota, Metazoa, Chordata, Actinopteri, Siluriformes, Trichomycteridae. Gene Ontology annotation, biological process: rescue of stalled cytosolic ribosome; positive regulation of protein phosphorylation.